AAAUAUCAAAACUUCCUUGCAUUAGUAGUACAGUAAACAAACAUCAAACUAACAUAAACAAGAACUGGGAAAAAAAGUGCUUGUGAAUUAAAUAAGUUUUGUGUCCUAAGAUUUCCGACGUUCAAUCUGAACGCGCCCCGCUUGUACGAUAUUUGUUGUGCUACAAAAAUUCAUGGCCAAAAUUCAUUGGGACUACAAAUAUCAAAACUUAACCUUGCAUUAGUAGAGUAGUACAGUAGUAAACAAACAAGAAUUGAGAAAAAGAGUGCUUGUGCAUUAUUAAGUUUUGUGUCCUAAAGAUUUGUUGGGAAAGUUUUUAGGAAAAUUCUACAAAAUGAAAUUCCGGUUCAAUGGAGACACAGACUGUCCAGAUUGGAUUUUAGCUGAGAUUUACACAUUAUCUAGGCUAUCCUCUGUAAAAUUGAAACUACUAGGACAAGUUGUUGUUCAGGGAAUAAUAAUGCCACCCAUACAGACUGAAAAAAUUGAUAAGCUGUUUGCAGAUUCAAAAUUAGAUGCAGAUAUUGACCUUAAAUCGUGUAUAGCAUGCUUGAAAUAUAUUAUAUCAUCUGCAACACGAUUUCAUUGUGAGAGUAGCGCUCUCCAGUCGGAACUACAACAAUUGGGCCUGCCUCGUGAACAUAGUAAUUCAAUUAAAAGGGUGUUUGAAGAAUACAAUGGGGCUUUAUCAGAGAAUUUUAAGGCACAGCUACUUAGAGUUAAUCCUUUGGAAGGUGUAUCUGCAACUUCAGAUCCGGAAACAGGAUGUGCUAUUUUGAAUUUGAACAUAGGAGGAAAGCAGGAGUUUGUCACUGUAACGCCUAAAUUAGUGGAUAAUUUGUUAAUUGAUUUAACCCACAUUAAAAAAAAGAUGUCCGAACUGAAAGAAUCUAUGUGAUUUAUUAGUUAAUAUAUAUAAUUUGUGAAUAUAAAAAUAUGUGAUAAAUACAAGAGAGUAAUUUAAUGUGAAUAUCAUGAAUAAAAUAAAAACAAAAAUUAUGAGUAAAUGACAACUCCGAUAAUUUGGUAGGACUGCCUGACUGUAAAGAGUGGAUCCCGAGGCGUAUCAUCCGGAUUUCCUGAACUGUAAAAUAUACAGGGUUACGUAAAUUGUGGGAAAGUAGCGCUUUUUAGUGCUAAAAAUGAUCUCUUGACAUCUAAGUGAUAAAUACUUUAUAGUUGCC
Molecule: messenger RNA, 1184 nt
Organism: Ceutorhynchus assimilis (cabbage seed weevil)
Lineage: Eukaryota; Metazoa; Arthropoda; Insecta; Coleoptera; Curculionidae
Source: the annotation of a GenBank genome assembly